UUAUCAUCGUGACAAACAACCUUUCCAUCACCACUUCGACGGCGCGCAAGAGACUUCCAUCGACCGCCAUCGAGACGACCGAAAGCCAGAGAAUGCAGCAUGACGAACAACCACCUGUCCGAAAGAUGCCUAGUGUCAUAUACGAUCGAAGCGCCAUGUCGUCGGAGAGAAGGGAGAUCACCCAUGCUACGCUUGGUCGGUUGGUGGCAAAGUUGACCGACGCACAAUACCACGACGCGGACUUCCGCAACUGCUUCUUGCUCACGUAUCGUAGCCACAGUUCAGUGAACGACUUCAUCGUGAAGCUGACCAAGCGAUACAAUGCAGCUUCGUGCCUUGCACACCCUAGGUACAACGCGUGCGACCCGUCGAAUGCAGACGACAACAAGUUCUCGGUCGCGGCCGAUGCGACUGUGCAGGCCGCAGCAAAUGUGUCCAUGAUGCGAGCCAUGAAUAUGCUCAAGUUUUGGAUCCGAGAAAGCGGGUACAUUGAAUCGGACCUGGACAACGACCGCCGAUCUCAGAAAAAACUCAUGAUCUUUCUCGCGAAAGUUCGAGACGAAUCUCCACACCCGUCCAUUUCCAAGCACGCAGGGACGAUGAUGCACGUUGUCGGCAAGAUUCUCGUUCGCAACACCCCCAUAUCGUCAAGACUGGCCCUUGCUACGCCAUCUGUAAUGCCGUCGCCGCUGGACCUUGGAAGCGAGUCUUCAGACGAGUCGCCUAAAGCUGCACGGCGGAAGCCCGUCACGAUUGACGAAGAUUGCACGUUGGCAUCCACAACUGCCGCCAAACUUAAGAUCGUUCGAAGCACUUCCACAGACACAAAGGCGGCGUUUAAGGCGCAAGUGACUAUCCGAGCGUACCCAUCGGCUGACCACAACCACCGCCAUCGCAGCUACGAGCGAGAUAUGACGCGACCGGCGUUUUCCGCGCUACCUCCUUCGAUUUCAAGGGGCAAGACCAUGCCUCAAGUGUCGACAACCCACCAAUCUUCAGCAACCGCCCCGGUCGAAGGGGGGUGUAUUCACACUCCGUUGACCCGUUCGGUGUCUGACAACACUCGCGAUCGAAGAGUGUUUUCCGUGCCUCGUUCAGAACCUUUCAACGGCAUCAGCGCCCAAGAUGUUGCCGACCAACUCACGCUCCUUGAAGAGCACAUGUUUCACAAAGUCCAGCACCGCGAACUAACCAACAAAAAUUGGACAACCGAAUUCAAGCACGACGUGGCGCCGAACGUGAUGGCGCUCAUCGAAUUGUUUGACGCGCGCGCGGAAUGGGUGUCAAGCGAGAUUUUGCAUCCCAAGCUGCAGGCGGCGCAGCGGGCAAGCAUGGUCGCGUUUUUCAUCGACGUUGCGGAGGCGUGCUACCGCAUGAAUAACUUCAACACCCACGCUGAGAUCGUCGUGGGGCUGACGGCACCUUGCAUCAAGCAGCUCGAAACAACGUGGAAUCUCGUGGCUCCCGGGCACUUGGAAAAGUUCGAGCAUCUGAAGCACGUGUGUUCGAGUGACGAUAAUUUUCGCUUCUACCGCCUGGUGGGUGGAUUAUCCUGCUGAUCGUGCUGCGUUUGACGUUGCGUGGCAGGCGUAUGCGGCAGCGGAGGGGCAGCCCCGAUUGCCGUCCAUUUUUAUUGUGGUCAAAGACCUGUUUGGGUUCGAGGAAUCGAUGCGAACGAUCGAGAACGGACUGAUCCACUUUCAAAAGUUCCGAAAGGUCUAUCACGCCAUCACAGACGCACUCAGUUGCCAACACACCAAGUACACGGCACCGAGUCGAAGGCGUCGCGUCCUCCACCCAGACAAGAACCAGCAAAUGGUGCUCAAGUUUCGCUUGGAAACAAUCCGCAAGACCGGCACGGAACUGUUUUGGCUCGCCAAAAAGGCCAACAAGCAAGAAAGCGUGCUGUUUGUCAACAGCUUGGCAGACGCUGGAUUCAUGUAGCCGUCGUUCGUGUUAGGUGUAGUUAAUGAGCGGAGGAAAAUUCCCAAGAUGCAAUAAUAUUGUUGUGACCAUGCUGCUUG
Aphanomyces invadans is the source of this 2024-nucleotide messenger RNA. RefSeq lists its product as hypothetical. The coding region runs from base 93 to 1559 and encodes 488 amino acids. Gene Ontology annotation, biological process: small GTPase-mediated signal transduction. Gene Ontology annotation, molecular function: guanyl-nucleotide exchange factor activity. Lineage: Eukaryota; Oomycota; Saprolegniomycetes; Saprolegniales; Verrucalvaceae. The record is from RefSeq and is a predicted model, not a curated record. The transcript has 7 exons.